ACCUACAGCCUGUACAAGUAGGUUGUUCGUUGCUGGUCGAGUCAUGUGGCUCAAUAGCUGGUACCGAAAUAAUGUAAUCUGGAUUCUGGACUAAAAAUCUAAAAUGGAGGGAAGUCUCCUCAAGUAAAAACCCUUCCUUCUUUCCGUCCUCGAUCAGAAGUGAAAUUCCUAACCCUAGUCUGAAGAAAGGUAUAAGGUUUACGAAUUUCUGUAUAUCAGUUCCUAGCCUGAAGUUAUUGAGAAUUAUUGCUAGAGAUGGUUUACGAGACUGUGUUAUCAAAAUGCAUGCGCCAAGUCUUGUAACUUUCUAUCACUCGGGUGAUGUUGCAAAAGAAUAUAUUUUAUCUAGCUUUCUUACACUAUUGGAAGUGUCUCUUUACUUUGAAUGUGAAGAUGGAGACGAAAAUUAUGCCACAAGGAUGCAAAGGGUGGGUCAUGAGGAAGCAAUAAGUCAGUUUCUUGGAGCCCUCGCACAUGUCAAACGUCUAAGUGUUAAUGAUACAGCGGUACAGGCUAUCUGCUUUGCCAAUAAGCUGUUAAACCAUCUGCCAACAUUUCAUAAUAUGAAACACUUGGAAAUACUUGAUGUACCAAUCAGUGAUAAACCAGUUAUUCAUCUGCUUAGAGUAACACCUAAUCUGGAGUCACUCGUAUUUAGACUGCUAAUGGAUGACUAUGGCGAGGUCCCACCGACACUGAGGGCAAUACAGAUGAUGAAGGCGAAGAGGACUAUGAGGAGGAGGAUGCAACUCCAAUGAGGACGAAGAGAACCGCAACAGUGAAGAUGAAAGGUGAUGUUGCCAAUGCUGCCGAGGAAGAUGGCAAUUAUGAGAGUGAAUACAGCCACAAAAAUGUAGAUGAUGGUUGGACGCCCAGUAUGGUCGAUACUGGAGACUUAUUUACAAACCUUAAAUCCGUUUGCUUUAAGCAAUUUUCUGGAAACCUAAGGGAGAUGUGGUGGGUAAAAAAUUUUUUGAGGAGCGCAAAAGAUCUGCAAUCCAUAACCAACUAUGUAAAGGUGAAAAUAUGAACGUUUGGUAGAGAUAUACCAAGUUGUCCAAGAGCCGCAGCAAAUUGCGCAUUUAAAAUCCGCUUUUUGAGGAAUCGGAAGUGGGAGUUCCUCCAAAUUCACAGCAGGAAGGAUUUUUGAACUUCCAAAAUAAGUAGAUCUUCACACCUGAUGAUAAGGCUACCGACGAUGCAUCAAUGAAGACAUUGAAGAGACUAGGGAUGAUGCUUCAAACAAGACUUGGAUCCGCCCUGUUAUGUUGCUGUAGGCAUCAUGGAAAAUGAAGCUUGUGCUGCGGAGUAAGAAAUUUGAUAUGAUUUCAGUUAACACUCAGUUGAUCAUUCUAUCCAGGUUUUCAUCAGUUCAGAUAGGAUUUGGUGAUCAUUCUACUGAGGUUUUCUUCCGUUCAAGUGCAUGUCAUAUUUGAUGCUGUUACUGGGCCUGAGACACGUGUGGGCUUGAUGAGGUUACUUCUUAGGCAUCUGAAAUUUAUUGUCCAAUGUGGCAAUGUGUUGA
Messenger RNA from Papaver somniferum (opium poppy), 1525 nucleotides. RefSeq lists its product as uncharacterized. Bases 282 to 758 code for a protein of 158 amino acids. The record is from RefSeq and is a predicted model, not a curated record. Lineage: Eukaryota; Viridiplantae; Streptophyta; Magnoliopsida; Ranunculales; Papaveraceae. The transcript is spliced from 4 exons.